AUAUAUGUAUAACUUAAAGCCAAGAUAUAAUAUUACAACUCCACCACUGAACAUGAAGAUCAACAAACUUAGCAGCAAGUUGAUAAAGCCAAAAACCCCAACUCCCCAAAACCUCAAGAAUUACCACAUCUCCUUUCUAGAUCAACAUGUUGGGAAGAUGAACAUUGCUGUUAUCUUCUACUAUCAAUCGAAACCCGACGACGAAAUCCAAUUGGAAGAAUCACUGGCCAAAACCCUAGUCCAGUUCUACCCUCUUGCCGGAAGAUACAUCAAGAGUGAUCUCAUGGUCGACUGCAACGAUCAGGGGGCUGAAUUUGUUGAAGCAGAAGCCCGGGAUGCUCGCCUGAUGGAUCUCGUCGCGAAGACUGCGACCCAUCGGCUCGUCCCAGAUCAAUAUUUCCGGCUUGAUGAAGGUGCUGAUGAUCCACUCCUUUCGAUCCAGGUCACGCGUUUCUCGUGCGGUGGGGCCGCCAUCGCCAUCAGCGUCUCUCACAGAGUCUUCGACGUGUCGUCUCUGGAGACAUUCAUCUCCGCCUGGUCGAGCGCCGCCAUUGAUCCUGGCAAAGUGGCUGGAACACUCAUCCCAUCUUUCGAGCUCGCCUCGUUGCUUCCCUACAAGGAUGAAAAAUUCGGGUUGGAUUCGAAUCAAUGUCAUGGUAAAGCCCAGGAGAUUGUCGUGAGAAGGCUUCUGUUCGACAGAAAGGCUUUAACGAGGCUCGGGAAUGGGGGAAAUAGGGUUUCCGGAGUGCGUGUUGCGUGUGCCGUUAUAGCCAAAACCCUAAUCUGCAUGGAUAGCAAGAUACACAACAAGUGGAGAGAUUUUGUCGUGUUUCAACCAAUCAACAUGCGAGGGCGAACAACCUCGCCCUCGCCUGAGAAUGCUUGUGGGAACAUGUCGUUUGGCUCCUUCACGCGACGCGUGGCUGCAGACGAAGCUGAGAAGGUUGGAAUUGAAGAACUGGUCGAUCUAAUCGGUGAUGGUGUGAGGAGGAGCAUAGCUAGUUAUGCUGAAAUACUGUCUCCGGAUAGGGACGGGCGCGAUAUCAUCAUAAACAUUCGGAACACGAAUAUAAAAGAAGUGUUCAAACCCGAGACCUUUGUCCUUUCUUUUACAGAUUGGAGUAAGUUUGGAUUCUACGAAGCUGAUUUCGGGUGGGGGAAGCCGGUUUGGACGAGCAUCGGACCGCAGCAGCCGCGUGGUAACCAUACCAUACUCAUGAGAAGCAAAGAUGGAGAUGGGAUUGAGGCAUGGGUGCAUUUGAACAAGGAUGACAUGGGUUGGUUUGAGCAAGAUGAGGAUAUUAAAGUAUUUAUAACCUAAUUGAUAUUAUAUAUCUGAGCUUAUUUGCUUUUAUUAACGUGUAUUUCUUGCAAUAGUGGCAGAGUGAUUUGUUUUUGCAAUAAUUGUUAUUUUCUUUAGGAUUAAUGUUGUCACUUUCUAGUUAUUAAUUAGGUACGAUGUUAUUUUUCUUCGUGAUAAUUAUCACUUUUAUAUGUCUGCAAUGUUACUUUCUAGUUAUUAAUUAGGUACAAGAAACUUAUAUUUGGAUAUAUUUCUUUAUGAUAUAA
Messenger RNA from Salvia miltiorrhiza (redroot sage), 1569 nucleotides. Its product is annotated as pelargonidin 3-O-(6-caffeoylglucoside) 5-O-(6-O-malonylglucoside) 4'''-malonyltransferase-like. Bases 5 to 1321 code for a protein of 438 amino acids. The record is from RefSeq and is a predicted model, not a curated record. The transcript has a single exon. Lineage: Eukaryota; Viridiplantae; Streptophyta; Magnoliopsida; Lamiales; Lamiaceae.